GAUUUUUUUCCACCGGCCAAAAAAUUAAAGUCUGACAAUGGCGGGUUUGGCUGAAAAAAAGACCAGAGGAGGAGGUGGUGGUCAGGCCCAGCCAUCGAAUUCAAGCUCCGGCACCACCGGCAAUAACAGCCAACAACAAAUUCAAAGAAGUUUAUCUCGCCGUGUAUCAUUCAACGAGUCCACUAUCAAACAAUCCCCUAAAUCUGUAACCGAAUCCGUGGUUAGUUCCGUUGUUACAGACAUUGAAUCCCAAAAGAAUCCUCCUCCUAAAAAACGUUCGUCCCGAUUCAAUCUCUGCUGCGCCUGGGCUUCCCUCGUCGUCGGAGUAUUAACCAUUCUCAUCCUCGUCCUCGGCGGCGUAUCCUUUCUGUUCUUCCAAUCCAACUUGCCGGACUUCCGUUUUGAGAGCCUCAAUGUUACAUCUUUUGAGAUUGUAAGAGCCCCGAAUUCGGAUACCCUUUUGAGUGCAGAUAUCGAAGUGACCCUAAACGCCACCAACAAAAACGACAAGAUUCCGGUGUUUUACAGCUCCCUGACGGCGGAUUUGUCCUCCGACGGGGUCUCACUGGGGAGCAUGCAGCUCCCGGAUCUGUUGCAGAGGCCUCAGAAUUUCACCGACCUGAAGAUCCACUCUGUCCUUAACAAUGUGACUGUUUCCGAAGACGCGCAGGACUUGCAGACCAAAUCCGAAAAGCACCAGCUGCUGAUUGAUCUUGUGAUUAGAGGAAACGUUCAUUUCGAUCUUCAGGGCCAGAGAUUGGCGGGAUUCCCUUUCAAAGUUAUCUGCCAAGACGUUUAUCAAGGCUUGCUUGAUGAUGGGAAAACACCCAAAUGCAUUGUCAAAUUGACCCCUGUCAGUUGAUGAUGAUCGGGAAGGCGAAAAAAGAUACGUAAAAAACACAGACGAUGCAUUUUAUCGUUUGUCGAAUAUUGUGAAUGAGGAAGGACUUGAGAUUAUUAUUUCUUCCUGUGUCAUCCUGUUCCUGUGUAAUGAAUGUAUAAAGCAGGCUGCUCUGGAUUCUGGUGUCUGGUCAAUCUGGAAACUUGAAAAUAAUUAUCUCGAGUAAAUAUGGAGGCAAGAUAGAAUGUACCAAAUUGUAUUUCCUAGAAUUGACUCUCCUUUACCCAUUUUCACUGUUAAUGGUUAUCUUUUGGAUCAAAACUAUUUUUUGUUAAAGUUUUGAGGUAGUAUUAUUGUUAGGUUUAAAGUUUCAUUUCAACUGAAGAGAAUCACCAG
Molecule: messenger RNA, 1237 nt
Organism: Oldenlandia corymbosa var. corymbosa
Lineage: Eukaryota; Viridiplantae; Streptophyta; Magnoliopsida; Gentianales; Rubiaceae
Source: the annotation of a GenBank genome assembly